This is a messenger RNA of Protopterus annectens (West African lungfish), 3801 nucleotides long. Its product is annotated as cadherin-7. The coding region runs from base 791 to 3148 and encodes 785 amino acids. Gene Ontology annotation, biological process: cell-cell junction assembly; cell morphogenesis; multicellular organism development. The transcript has 12 exons. Lineage: Eukaryota; Metazoa; Chordata; Ceratodontiformes; Protopteridae. The record is from RefSeq and is a predicted model, not a curated record. Gene Ontology annotation, molecular function: cadherin binding; calcium ion binding. Gene Ontology annotation, cellular component: catenin complex; adherens junction; plasma membrane.
UCUAGGGCAGACAGAGGCAGUGGAAAGGGCAAAAGUAUAAAACAAGAAAACAGUAAGUUCUGAAUAGUUUCUUGACUUUGCCUUCAUGCCUCGGGUACUCAAUUGAUCAUGCCUUCUCUGACAAGUAAAAAAAAAAAAAAAAAAAAAAACGGAAGACAAUUCUUAAAAUUCUCUGCUCAGCCUUGUUGCUUUCAAAUGCAAAUAUCUCACCAUGAGAUAGAUUGGCUUCAGCCCCACCCCCUGUAAGCACUUUUUCUGAUUUUUUUUUCCCUGAAGGACUCCAUCUGUGUAGAUGCUGUCAAGGGGGAUGGUUUCAUUUUGGGUCCCCGUUAUUCUCUAGGAGGUACAAAAUCUGUCUGUGCCUCCUUUUCACUGUCUCAAAUGAAAUGGCAUUACAAGGAAGUCACUGAGCAUGUUCACAGAAUAGUCCAUGCUCAAGAGACCCUCAGUUCACUGUGCAGUGUGUAAGCCUGACUGGUCUGUCCUACGCAAAUUCAACUUCAUUCCGAUGCUAGCUGCUGUACUGACACUUGUUUAGAUAACUGUAUGAAUUUCUGGUGAUUGUAUUUAAUGGAUUAAUACAACAGUUCAUUGUAUCCAAGAGAAAAAAAAAACAAAAUAAGGUAACUACUUCAGCACUUCUCAGCUGAAGUCUGCUCAGCAGCGUUGACCUCAUCUGAUUCAACACUUAACAAAUUAUUAUUCCUGCACUCCUGACCGACAUUCUGCUAGAGGGUAAAGCUGCCAAACCAUCUGGAACUGUUCCUGCACUCUUGGGAAAGGAAAAAAAAUGAGGCUGGGUGAUGUUGAGUUCUGCCACUUACUUCAGAUCAUAAGUGUCUCAUUGUGUCUUUCCGGAAUGAGUCAAUCUGAAACUUCAAGGUCAGCAGAAGAGUCAGAAUUACAAAUGGGAAAAUCAAGAAUGAAACGCAGCUGGGUAUGGAAUCUAUUCUUUGUGUUGGAGGAAUACACAGGGAGUGAUCCACUUUAUGUUGGAAAGCUGCACUCUGAUGUCGACAAAGGAGAUGGCUCUAUCAAAUACAUCUUGUCAGGAGAAGGUGCAGGUUCCAUUUUUAUUAUUGAUGAGAACACCGGGGACAUUCAUGCCACAAAGAGACUGGAUCGAGAAGAACAGGCUUACUACACUCUCCGAGCACAAGCCCUGGACAGGAUUACAAACAAACCUGUGGAACCAGAGUCAGAGUUUAAUGUUAAAGUUCAGGAUAUCAAUGACAAUGAACCCAAGUUUCUGGAUGGGCCUUAUAUUGCUUCGGUUCCCGAAAUGGCACCAGUUGGGACUUCUGUACUGCAGGUGGUGGCUACAGAUGCAGAUGAUCCAACUUAUGGAAACAGUGCCAGGGUGACAUAUAGCAUUUUACAAGGACAGCCAUAUUUUUCUGUGGAGCCAAAGACAGGUAUUAUAAGAACAGCAUUGCCUAAUAUGGACAGAGAAGCAAAGGAUCGUUAUUUGCUGGUAAUUCAAGCUAAGGACAUGGUCGGACAAAUGGGUGGAUUGUCUGGAACAACAACUGUGACGGUGUCGCUUACUGAUGUCAACGAUAACCCACCCCGCUUCCCACGAAGGUCAUAUCAGUACAAUGUGCCCGAGUCUUUGCCUGUAGCCUCAGCUGUUGCUAGGAUAAAAGCUCUAGAUGCGGAUGCAGGAUCUAAUGCAGAAAUGGAAUACAAGAUUGUGGAUGGAGAUGGCAUUGGAAUCUUUAAGGUUUCAGUAGAUAAAGACACACAAGAUGGAAUCUUAACUGUCUUGAAGGAACUUGAUUUUGAAACAAGGACUAACUAUAACUUGAGGAUUGAAGCAGCAAAUAAACACAUAGAUCCACGCUUCGAAAGCCAGGGACCAUUUAGUGAUACAACAACCCUGAAGAUCAUUGUAGAGGAUGUUGAUGAGCCUCCAAUAUUUACAUCAUCCACAUACUCAAUGAUGGCCUCUGAGGCAGCACAAGUAGGCACCACCAUUGGAACAGUGUCAGCACAUGAUCCAGAUGUAGCCAACAAUCCAGUGAGGUACUCAAUAGAUCGUAAUACAGACCUGGAGAGGUACUUCAAUAUUGAUGCUAACACGGGAGUUAUUACAACGGCUAAAGCACUGGACAGGGAGACUAAUGCUGUUCAUAACAUUACCGUACUCGCAAUGGAGAGUCAAAAUCCUACACAAGUGGGGAGAAGCUUUGUUGCUAUCACUAUACUUGACGUCAAUGACAAUGCCCCAGAGUUUGCAACAGAUUAUGAUACUGUUGUUUGUGAAAACGUACAGCCUGGGCAGGCAAUUCAGACAAUAAGUGCAAUUGACAAAGAUGAGCCUCCUAAUGGAUAUCGUUUUUACUUCACCCUUCUACCCGAAGCUGCAAACAAUUCGAAUUUCACACUUAGAGAUAACAAAGAUAACACAGCUACAGUGCUCACUAGAAGAAAUGGCUUUCGCAGACAAGAUCAGCCUAUUUUCUACCUGCCAAUAUUAAUCAUUGACAAUGGUUCUCCAUCACUCAGCAGUACAAACACACUUACAAUCCGAAUAUGUGAAUGUGAUGCAGAUGGCAUUGCCCAGUCCUGCAAUCUGGAGGCAUACAUUUUACCUGCAGGCCUUAGCACUGGUGCACUGAUUGCUAUAUUGGCAUGUUUCUUAACUUUAUUAGUGCUCAUCCUGUUGAUAGUGACGAUGAGAAGAAGGAAAAAGGAAACAUUGAUUUUUGAUGAAGACAGAGACAUCCGAGAAAACAUAGUUAGAUAUGAUGAUGAAGGGGGAGGAGAAGAAGAUACGGAGGCUUUUGACAUGGCCGCUUUAAGGAAUCUCAAUGUUAUGCGAGACACCAAAGCUCGAAGGGACGUGACUCCUGAAAUACAAUUCUUUUCACGUUCGACAUAUAAAAGCCUUCCAGAUAAUGUCAUUUUUAGGGAAUUUAUAUGGGAAAGAUUGAAAGAUGCUGAUAUAGAUCCAUGUGCACCUCCAUAUGACUCCCUACAAACAUAUGCAUUCGAAGGAACUGGUUCUGUAGCUGAGUCUCUGAGCUCUUUGGAUUCAGUCAGCUCAAACUCUGACCAGAACUAUGAUUACCUCAGUGAUUGGGGUCCUCGGUUUAAAAAGCUGGCUGACAUGUAUGGCACUGCUAAUGACCACCUCUUUUCAUAGCUUUGGGAACUUCUUAAUCAAUGCACUGAAACCAACAGAGAGUACUCAGCAAUGACUACAAGGAACUGUAUAUUAUUAACUGUUUUAAAUCUUUUGGGUACUGCUGGCCUAGAAAAAAAGCCACAUCCUUUAGAUUUUUCCAGAGACUGCACUACUACCAGAAUCUGAGAUUCUGUUGGUAUUUUUCAUACCAUGCGGUUAACUGCUUUUCAAUGGAUAAAUUUUAGACCAUCUUUUUAUCUGCAAACGUGACUCUGCUCAGAGAGUCAGCAGGACACUGUGACUUGAAUAAACUGACUACACUGGUGAUGCCUUUCUGGGAUUAUAAACAUAAAACAAAUAUGUCUCUACUAUUCUUAACAUUGUAAAAACAACAUUACACUCUUACAUCAUUAUUUUCCUCUGGAUAAUGAAAGAAAUACAGAGACUAUUUUGGUAGAGAACAUAUUAAUUUUAUACUGAAUAUGUCACUUCUUAAAAGCCAACUAGCUUCAUAUAUCUGAUGUUAUUUUUUUUUGUAAAGGGGUUACAGGAUAUUUGCAUAGAUUUUACAAUAUUGCUAAUACCUGUAAAUCAACACAUUUCAUUUACUUUAAUUUAAUUUUUUUUGUCAUGAUGUUUUGAUUUUUGGAAUAAAAGUUAUAUAAAAUAGA